AUGGCGACUGGUAGCAGGCAUCGUGAUAAACACUCGACGUUUCUGUACAAUUUGCCGUACAGUAUUACGAUAGAACUCUGUCAUGGCCUCGAUAUUGACCACGCUUGGGAACGUUUAGCUGGUGAGAUAGGCUACCUUCAUCAAGAUGUAAAACUCUUUGAAUUGGCGUACCGAGAACCUAAUGGCAGCCCUACCAAAAAGCUACUCAUGGAUUGGGGCUGUAAAAACCCGACAGUGAUGGAUUUGUACUUGAUCCUUAAAAGGCUUGACAGGCGCAGGGAAACGCAGGUUCUGGAGGCAUGGUUUUCCAGUAGCAGUGAGAAGGUACAUGAUUCACAUGCAUACCAAUGGGACAAUUCCUGUAGCCAUGGAGCUGUGGGAGGAACCCAUAGGGCUGUGGGAGGAUCCCAUGGGGCUGUGGGAGGAUCAGCCCCAACUCCCAGGGAAAUGCUGGAGAACCUUUACUCCACCAAAUUGCCAAAACCAAGUCCACCGGGAGCAGUGCCUCCUGGGAACCCCUCCCACAACAAAGACCAUAAUGUGAACUUCAACAUGCCUGAUAAAUCAAUACAGGGGUCAAAGUUCAUGUCCAAUAAGAUGAUGGAGGACAAACACAUCCCAUCUAUAGAGAAAAAUUAUGAUGAUAAGGUCAUACCAGGGCAAGACAAGGCCAUAUCCGGACAAGACAAAGUCAUAUCUGGGCAGGAUAAGGCUAUAUCUGGACAGGACAAGGGCAAGAAAGUUUCAAUAGGAUUCUUGUCAGGAAGUGGCAACGGAGACAAAUCUAUGUGCUCUGUACAUGUUAAUGAGGUUGAGACAGACGGGCCUGGUGAGAAUAGCAAAGGCAAUAUGGGAGAGCCUUCCAUAAGCCUUGACUUAAUGGAUCGAGUCAAGAGUCAUGAGGGCUUGUCUACCCUGAACCAGAAUGGCAGCUGUGAUGCUGACACUGCCAUGGCUAUCAUCAACACUCCAAGCUUCACGUAUAAGGAAAUAAAUCAGGCUACUAAUGGAUUUAACGACCAGUGCAAGCUUGGUCAAGGCAGUUUUGGUGAGGUCUACAAGGGCCGGCUCAAAAAUUCACAAUGUGCCAUCAAACGACUCUUCUCUGGAUCAGAAGAGGACCAGGAAUCCCAGAGCCACUUGAAAACUGAGCUGAAGGCACUGAUUCGAUAUCGGCAUGAAAACAUUGUAGCACUGUAUGGUUACACAUUAGAGGGUUCCGAUGUCUGCCUGGUCUACCAGUACAUGCCUCAUGGGUCACUGGAGGACAGACUUAGCUGCAAGUGUGGCACACGGCCGUUAACAUGGCAGGAAAGAUUAAUCAUUGUACGAGGAGCUUCCUGUGGCCUUCAGUACUUACACACCCUGGGCACGGCACCACUCAUCCACGGUGAUAUAAAAAGUGCCAAUAUACUUUUGGACAAGCAUUUGGAGGCAAAGAUUUCUGACUUGGGGAUGGCCAAGCAUGCUCAGAAGGGGUCCACCACUGGGGCACUCACUCAUAUCACCAAACAACAAAUGGGAACUAAGGAGUACACCUCCAAGGCCUAUCUACCACCCGAGGCCCAGAGGGGGUCACAAAUGUCUAUCAAAGGAGAUACAUUUUCAUUCGGAGUGGUGAUGAUGGAAGUAUGUACAGGGGAACAAGCUUACGACGAGAAGCGUGAAGGAGGGGAUGCCAAAUACCUGGAGCGCUAUGUGAAUGAGUACCUGGAAGAAAGUCAGACACGAUAUGAAGAUCUCCGUGACAAUAAACCAGGCAUGUGUCCAAGUGCCAUCUAUGACAAACUCUUUCACAUUGCUCUCCAAUGUACACAGAAGAAGAAAAAGGAUCGCCCAGAUAUGGUCAAGGUAUACUUAGGCUUGGAAGAGCUGGAGAGUCAGUAUAAUGGCUUCCUUGUUCAGGGACAAGAAAGCGAGUCAACCAAAUCCCUGGAAGAGGGGAUCAAUGAUCUUCAUCUCCAACAAGAUAUCAGCUGUGAAGACAGUGAAGCUAAGAAACAUCAGGCAGAGAUUCUUUUGAGACCACUGGAUCCAGAGGAAAAUGAAAUCCUUAAAUCAAAACGUGACAUUUUCUUUGGCUCCUACUUAAAAGCUGUCACAGAAAGUGUUGGAUCAGAGGACUAUUUAUAUGACGAGUACUGCGAGGAUGAUGUUACCAUGGUAGCUGAAGGUGACCAACAAUACCAAGGGUAUGAACUUGAUGCAACAGAAAACAUGGAGAGUCUCAGUAAUGAACCUACAUUGACAGAGAAUAGUGUUCCUUUUAGUCAACAGGACAAGGAAGCUGCAACAUUGUUACAACAACAUCAACAGAAGGUUGCAUACUAUGAAGGUGUUGUCAGUGAAGACCAUGUGACAAGUGUUCAAGAAUUCAGCCAGUCAACGGAAGAACCUGACUUAUCUGUAGAAAAUAACAAUAUUUACAAAACAGAGGAUGCUACACCAACACAGGAAACCAAUUCUCAGAAUAAUUCUGACAAAGGUGAAGGUCAGCUGGAAGUGCUCUACAGUAAUAAACGGGAAAUGGGGACAAGUUAUGAAGGACAUAUGCAGGCAGAAAUGAUCUUUCAGCACCAUGUCGAUUCAGAGUCCACAUUUAAACAGCAGAAUGACAAUAUGGAUCAUUUAUUUGCUAGCUGCAGAAACAUUUCUCCAAAUUCUAGUCAGUUAUGGCAACAGAAGCGUGCAGAGCCCAGUGAAAGUGAAUGUUUUGUCUGAACCAGAAGGGAAUUCCUAAUAUGCAUAAGAGCAUAUAUCAUUAUCAUAGUAGUCAUUUUCAUCUAAGUCAUGUUUUACACUAGUUCAUUCUUGGUAUAGAUAUUGACCCAAAAUAUAUUACUGUGACUGUGAUUCAUAAACAUUCUUAGUUAAACCUGUCAAAAUCUGUCUUCGGGAGGAAUCAAAAUUGGUCUUAAUUGGUUGUUAUAUAAUGGUUGUUAUAGGGAGUUUGUAUAGACAGAGAGUACAGUAUUAUGAACAGGUGGAUAAAAAGGCAUGUCACCAAAUAUGUAUUGGUAUAAAAGGAAUUGUAAUCAUAUUAUUUAUUGUCAUAUUUGCUGCUUUAGCAGAGACACUAGUCUCUAUACAGAUUUAAUAUGGAAGUGUUGUCUACUGUAUCAUGUUGGUACAAGUUUGUUUCUUCUCAAUUGUAUACCUAAUAUAUUUGUUUAUCAUUGUAAUAUCAUUGUAAGUGAUGUUUUAUCAGUGAAUAUACACAUGUAUUAAUGAGUGCGCUAUAGUAUUGAGCGUGUAAACAGCAUUGAACAGUUGGGUUGCUAAAAAUUUCAUUGUCUAAGGUGUUUAAGAACUCCAACCUGUUUAUUGGUUAAAAAUAUCUUUACCUACCAAAUAUCAUCUCAUGUUUUCAUAUGGAAAUAAAAACAUAGUAAUUCACCUAAACAUUAGAAACAUACAUUAAUGUUUUGAAAUAAAUGUUGCCAAAACCUUGAAAAUGAUAUUUAACGAAUCAAGAUCAAAGAACAUCUGACUUCCUGUUCAUCUGAUUUCUUUUUUAAGGGUCGGAAUCCUUCAUCACUUUCUGUAAACAUGAAAAUGUAUCGUAUCUUACAAAAAAGUCGCUGAAGGUUCCCAAUUUUGUAUAAGAGCAUUAUUUAAAGUUUUCACAAACAUCAUGAGGAACACCACUAGUUUAUUAUGUUGCUUAUAAAAUUUGAUUUGGAUUUAUUCAAAGGUAUUUGACUGUUUGAGUGUUUAAAAUGAUGUAUACAAAGUCUAUUCAAAAGGACAUAUAUAUAUAUUUAUAAACACAAAUAUGUAUUUCAUGUGCUGUUUUAAAAAAAAUGGAGUUGUGUACUUAAGCUUACCUUAACUAGCUGUUCUCUGCCUGGUCGCCAUACUGGUAUAUGUUAUCUUGCCAAUUAAAUCAGAGUUUCAUUUUAAACAGACUUACCGUAAUCAAAAUUUAUAUUAUUUUUAGUUGAAUCAUCGAUACUGAUGUGGAUAUGGUAACUUGUGUUAUGUUUUGUUCUGAAUUACAUUGGUGUUUUUUGUUGAUACAUGUACCAAAGGACAGUCUCUAAAACUCACUUUUUACUAUGCAAAACUAAUUGUAUCUGAAGCAUCUCGGGAAGUUAAUUGGUCUGUGUGUAAUAAUAACAGUGAUACUAUACAAAGUAGCUUAUGUUUUUGCUUUGUUUUUAAAUCCAGUAAUUGAUUUUCAGUAAAAGCCAGGUGGAGAUUGGUCUUUUUAGUACAUACAGAUCACUUCCUGUAAAAAACGACUGAAUUAAACUGAAUGAAAAGGAACUUAUUUUUUUAUCAGCAGGUAAGAUGACAUCUGUAACAAGCCAAAACUGUUUACAGCUAUUUAAUUAUAAGGAUUUUAUACUGAUACAGUUGCUUUGGUGAUAUAAAAAAUUUUAGUGCUGAAACUCUUUUAACUGUCAAAUAAAUUGUGUCCAUGUGGUAUACUAUUCAUGGUUGUGUGUACAUGUUUGAGGCAUUGUAUCAUUGCAUUGUAUUCCCUAAAUCAGUGAUAUAAAGGAGAUAUUCUUCCAUGUAAUGUAAUGUGAUGUACAGCACAACAUCUUAAGGACCAUUGAUCAAAUUAAUCAUCCUUUUCUUAGAUUUGCAAUGUUGUUUUUCAACAAUUUGCUAGAAUAGAAAAAAAACAGAUCUGUAAUAAUUUGUUUAUAUUUGAUGCAUAUUUUUUCUUUAUAAGAACAAUAUUUUUAUUUUUAUCAAAUACAUGUCAAUAUUAUUUGGAACCAAAAUCAAGUGUUAUUGUAUAGCUAUUUUUAUAGAAGACCAAUGACAUUGGGUUCAUUUGAUCUGAAAGUAGUUGAUUCCUUGAUACAUUGUAUUUAUGGAUUGUUGUAAAUACAUGCAUUUUUGUUGUAUUGUGUUUAUAAAACUUCAGACAAUCAAAGCUAGGUAUAGGAAUCUAUUGAUUAGAAUGAAUAUGUAUGUUACGGCUAUUCUAGUAAAACAUCCAUGAUCCAUCCCAGGACUCCACAUUUUGUUUAGGGGUACAAACCAUAGGAUUUAUUGAUAAUUUGCCUAGAAGUAACAGGCAUAAAACCUUACCAUGGUGGAAUUGAUUCAUAUUUUUUUUUUGUCUUAGAUGUAGUAAUUUAAUGUUUUAAUGGAAAAGUCGUUAUUGGUGUAAUGAGAU
This is a messenger RNA of Ylistrum balloti, 5137 nucleotides long. RefSeq lists its product as uncharacterized. The record is from RefSeq and is a predicted model, not a curated record. Gene Ontology annotation, molecular function: ATP binding; protein kinase activity; protein binding. The transcript is spliced from 12 exons. NCBI's taxonomy places the organism in Eukaryota, Metazoa, Mollusca, Bivalvia, Pectinida, Pectinidae. Gene Ontology annotation, biological process: signal transduction; protein phosphorylation. Bases 1 to 2721 code for a protein of 906 amino acids.